Calidris pugnax (ruff) is the source of this 4097-nucleotide messenger RNA. It is a transcript of the gene RFFL, whose product is annotated as ring finger and FYVE-like domain containing E3 ubiquitin protein ligase. The coding region runs from base 487 to 1572 and encodes 361 amino acids. The record is from RefSeq and is a predicted model, not a curated record. The transcript is spliced from 7 exons. Gene Ontology annotation, cellular component: cytoplasm; plasma membrane. Lineage: Eukaryota; Metazoa; Chordata; Aves; Charadriiformes; Scolopacidae. Gene Ontology annotation, molecular function: ubiquitin protein ligase activity. Gene Ontology annotation, biological process: proteasome-mediated ubiquitin-dependent protein catabolic process; protein K48-linked ubiquitination; negative regulation of extrinsic apoptotic signaling pathway via death domain receptors.
UGGAGAUGCACAGCUGCCUUCUGAAACGCCUGGUGCCCACACGUAGAGGGUUUUGAAGGAGUCUCCGAGGUGGAGAAGCACAGCUGGAGCUGCGUCGUGCUGUAUUGAAGAGGGUCUGAAGAUGGGUUACCAGAAGGCACAAGCUGAACGGCCAAUGGUCUACUGUCCACGUGUGAUGGGGAAGGUCUAGAGAGCACAGGGGCAUGGGGUGCUGGUAUCAGCCUGCUCUGUCCAUCGGAAGCAGCCAGUGGAUGUGAGUCUGUGGACACAGCUGGAGUGGAGCUGGUAGCCCUGACGUGCCUUGUGAGCACGGACGCUCCGGGACGCACAGAAGGCCAACGGAGACGCCAUAGAAACCAACCUGGACACGUGGGGUUCUGAGUACACAGAUUGACUGGAGUACUCCUUCUGCUGCCUUCAGAGCUGGCCAGAGCCCCACCUGAAAUGUUUUAGACUGACAUCCAAGUUGCAGAUCAGACUGUGACUAUGUGGGCAAGCUGCUGUAAUUGGUUUUGUCUGGAUGGCUCACCUGAAGAGAUGCAGCCUCAGCCGCAGCAGGGACCUGGAGCCCAAGCUUAUUCCAACCCCGGGUACAGCUCCUUCCCCUCUCCCACCGCCGCGGAGCAGAGCUGCAAAGCCUGCGGCCUGCGCUUCGACAGCUCCGCCAGGAAGCACAUCUGCUUGGACUGUAAGAAGAAUUUUUGUACGUCCUGCUCAAGCCAACCUGAGGGGGGUCCCCUCCUCUGCCAUCUCUGCCAGCGCUUCCGAGCCACAGCUUUUCAGCGGGAGGAGUUGAUAAAGAUGAAGGUGAAGGAUCUACGAGACUAUUUGGCACUCCAUGAGAUUUCCACAGAGUUGUGUCGUGAAAAGGAGGACCUGGUAUUUCUGAUUCUUGGCCGGCAGCCUGUAAUUACCCAGGAGGAUCAGAUAAGAACAAAUCCAUUUAAUACUAGUGCCUCUGGACAGCAAGACUUUGUGAUUCUCCCACCAACCAGCACAGCAUCUACCUCACAUGAUGCGUCUCCCGUGUCUGCAGAUCCCAUCUCAAGUUCCCUCGCUCAGGAACGCCAACAGGCAAACGGUUACGUGCCUCCGAGCCAAGUCGGUAUGACAGGAGAUGAGAAUGCAGCAGAAGCACCAACAGAGGAGGAGACACAGUCUAGUGACUCAGAAGACAACCUGGUGCCGGGGAGGAAGGCUUCUCUCUCUGAUAUCACGAGCAUCGGAGACAUCAAUGCGCUCUCUGUGCGACAGCUGAAGGAAAUCCUCGCUCGCAACUUUGUCAACUACAAAGGCUGCUGUGAAAAGUGGGAGCUGCUGGAGAGAGUGACCCGUCUUUAUAAAGAGAAAGACCUUCAACAUCUAGUUUCUGACACUGACGAUCAAACUGGUGGUGCUGGGCUCCCUGGCACGGAGGAAAACCUCUGCAAAAUCUGCAUGGACGCGCCCAUCGACUGCGUCCUGCUGGAGUGUGGCCACAUGGUCACCUGCACCAAGUGCGGGAAGCGGAUGAGCGAGUGUCCCAUCUGCAGGCAGUACGUCAUACGCGCCGUCCACGUCUUCAAGUCCUAAUUGUAAGGAAAACUGAUGCCUUAAAAAGCCUCAGCUGCUCUUAGAGGAACGGUCAGAAUUGCUACAAAUUAUUUUAGGUCAGAAAUUAGUACACGGACCCCAUUGGAAGCUGGGGGAAGGAUGAAGCCUGGGGAAAAUCCUUCUUACUCCAAGCCAUGCCCGGCUCUGCUCUUCCCACAUCGUGCUUUACACCACAGUGCCUGGACUCCCUGGAGCUUAUUUUGCCAGCAGCAGACACAGAAAUCUUUAACAACCUACGUUCUAGAAACACUUUAUCCACUGGUGUUGGGGACGGAUGGAUGCUUGGCUUUCCACCACAAGGAUAAGAUUCAGAGGCUUUGUAUUUUCCCCUCAAUAAUAAAAAUAUGUUGGACUGGGGUCUUAAAAAGUGACAUUUGUUUUGCUGCUUAGGCUUUACACACAGGAACAACUUUAUUUUCAAAGAUUAAAAUUUUCUUGUGCUUGUUAAUUUUUUUAUUUUUUUUUUGUUUUUUAAUUUAAUGUUAAAUUCUUAUGCUUGCAGGCCAGGCAGACUGCCUCCAAUUUCUGUGUUCAGAAUAAGCGUAAUUCUAGCCUAGUGCAAUUGUGGAAAAAUGUAUAGUUUUAUUUGGAGAUGGACUUCAUAUUAUUGAAAAACGUAAAGGGAGUGAGACUCUAUGAAACCCCCAGCCUUACCUUGUGGUGGUGGUUUUCUGUUUACACGCCAGCGAGAGGGAGAUUUCUAGUUUGACAGUUGUUGGUUCCUUUGCCUUCACAGGCUUCCUUACAGUAUGUGCCAGCAAUCCUUCUGAACCCAAACUGACUUCACUUGAUUAAAAAGCUAUGAAUUCUAAAGCUUGAAUCUUUUAGAGGGUUUACUGUGGAAAACAUAGAGCUAAGAGUAGUAAGGAUUCCAUUGCUCCACAAUCAUUUUUAAGUACAGGUGACUUCUUAGAGGGGAGACAGGAAAGAAAGCAAACUUUGUCUCCCUUGAAUCAACAAGGUGAGUGAUCGUUAUUGCAGGUGCUUGUGUUUACUAAUCAGCUUCCCCUUAUCCUCCCCUUUGCUCAGCUUUACAGUACUGUUACGUUCAGACUGCUUAUCAAAAGCAAUUUAUUCUGUACUCUUUCUGCUUGUGAAGGUGGAUAAGAAAUUCUGUGGUCCGAUACACGACAAUUGCAAGCCCUUAGAGCUUUCCUCAUCUGGAAACCUUGCUGGAGAAGACUGUAACGUGUAUUUUUCCCCCCCUGCAAUCAUUCAGUCCAUUGGGCUGGUAGCACAGAUAAGCUUCAGAAUCUUGAUGCCUUAAGUUUUCAGCCACCGUGGGAUUGUGUACUUCAUUUGUGAAGUUAAGUACCUUCUGCUGCAGGUUUUUUCCUGUCUAGUUUUCCCCUUUAUGGGGAAAACUUAGUGUUCAGACUGAAUCUCUGCCUGGCUGCCAGCAGAGGAACAGCAUAAAAACCCCGUGUUCACUUACAGCUUCUGGAGUAGUGGAAGUGCAGUUACAGAAAUGAACACCAAAGCCAUCUGCUUUUGCAGUAAGUGGUAAUGUAUGUUAACAGCACAUUCAGCUUCUGUAAUCUUUAACGUGGAACGGUGCAUGGGUAGCAGCUCUGCAGCUGGCACGGAGUGGAGGGUCUCUUCAGCACGUCGGAAUGAAAAAAGCAUUUAAGAUGAAGAAACCUGUCAGUCAGUGGCAGCAGAACCUCUGCCCUCUUGAGGUGGUCUCAGAACUCCACAAAAACACAACAGCUGCUGAGGUUUAUUGAUCUAAAUAUUCUGAGUUUUACCUCUUUCCCUGCCGGGGUUGUUCUCGAAUCCAGCACGAGAAGAGAACUGGUACAAGUCAAUGCACCAUGUUAAAAAAGAAAAAAAAAAUAAAUAUUGCAGGUAAGCAGUAACUGUAUUUACUCUUCAAGAGGUUCACUGGGACCUCUUUACGAGGUACAGGAAUACACACACCAAGUGUUGAACAGCCUCAUUUAGUAAAUUCACUGUGAAAAUUCAUGUUGUCAUGUUUUUCAAUAAACUCAGGGCUGGGGGAAUUUAGCAGGAAGAAGGUUAUUCCCCUGGGGACAGAUGGACUUUUACUUGUAGAGAGUAGGCUUAUUUUCUACAGCAGAUACAUCAGUUGCAGAUCAACACCUGAAACGUUAGGAAUGGGCAGAUGUACCACCACAGGGAUGGAAAUGUGCUUUUUGAAGGGAAGGCUCUCUUUUUUUUCCUUUUUCUCCUGACAACAGUGUUUCCCUUGCAAAAACUGAUUCUUUACUAUGGAUAUGAUUGUUUUUAAAGGAAAAUCAAAAUCUGGAGGAAACUGAUUAAUGAUCCAAAGGAAUAUAAUGAUCUGAACUAAUAAAGUAAAUGGAAAUAUUUAUGUGCUUUAUGUACACUGUACAUAGUUUAAGUAUUUUAAAAGUUAAUAUUCUACUUGAAAUGGCAUCUUAUUCUCUAUUAAAUCCUCUUGGUACUAUAAUGGUUAAACUUACUAGUUUUGGUACAGAAGUUUGGUUUAUAAUUUUAUAAUAAAGUCAAAAUGUGAUUUA